This is a messenger RNA of Notothenia coriiceps (black rockcod), 1677 nucleotides long. Its product is annotated as bile salt-activated lipase-like. The transcript has 11 exons. The record is from RefSeq and is a predicted model, not a curated record. NCBI's taxonomy places the organism in Eukaryota, Metazoa, Chordata, Actinopteri, Perciformes, Nototheniidae. Bases 1 to 1677 code for a protein of 558 amino acids.
AUGGAGAAACUGAAGAUUCUGCUUGCUGUUGUCUUAUCUUUUGGGACGGCCUCAGCAGCCUCUCUUGGUUUGGUACAAACGGAAGGUGGCAGUGUUCAAGGAAGAAAUAUCCCCCUUGGUUUUUUCCGCUCUGUGGAAGUUUUCAAAGGAAUUCCCUUCGCUGCCAAGCCUGGAACAUUUGAGAAACCCCAACCUCACCCUGGCUGGGAUGGCGUCCUUAAGGCAACUAAGUUUGCCCAGAGAUGUCUCCAGAUCAGCAUGCUCCAGACUUCAAGUUUUGGUUCUGAAGACUGCCUUUACCUCAACAUCUGGGUUCCUCACGGCCGACAAGUGUCAUCAGAUCUCCCCGUCAUGAUUUGGAUCUAUGGAGGAGGCUUCUUGGUUGGUGGUUCAAUGGGGGCAAACUUUCUCAACAACUAUCUGUACAGCGGUCAGGAAAUUGCAGACAAAGGUGGUGUCAUCGUGGUGUCCGUGGGAUACCGUGUGGGAACCCUGGGCUUCCUCAGUACUGGAGACUCUCGCUUACCUGGAAACUACGGUCUGUGGGACCAGCAUGCUGCCAUCGCAUGGGUGAGCAGGAACAUCCGCUCUUUUGGAGGAGACCCUAGUAACAUCACCAUCUUUGGAGAGUCAGCAGGUGGAGCUAGUGUCAGCUUCCAGACGCUCUCCCCCCACAACAAAGGGCUGUUCAAGAGAGCCAUCUCCCAGAGCGGUGUUGCCUUCUGCCCCUGGGCUAUAAACAGGAACCCCAGCAAGACCGCAGAGGAGGUUGCUGAGAAGGUCGGCUGCCCCAUGGAUGACUCGCUGGUGUCCUGUCUCAAAUAUGUUGAUGCUGCAACUCUCGUCAUGGCUGCCCCCCGCCUCAAACUGGGCUCCCCUGAUUCUCCCGGUGUGCUAAACAUGGUUCUGGCUCCUGUUGUUGAUGGAGACUUCCUCCCCGAUCAGCCUGAAAACUUGUUCCACAACACUGCUGACAUCGAUUACCUCUCAGGGGUUAAUAACAUGGAUGGACACCUGUUCACCUCCAAGGACAUUUCCUCCAUUGGGGACAAGAAUCAAGAGACUUCUGUAGAAGAUGUGAAGAGGCUCCUUGGUGCUUAUACCAAAGAGACAGGGCAAGCUGGUGUUGAGGUUGCCUUUACUGAAUAUUCAUCCAACUGGGGAUCAACACCCACCCAGACCACCAUUAAGAAAGCUGGUGUAGACAUUGGGACUGACUUCCUCUUCCUGGUUCCUGCACAGACUGCCAUCUACCUGCAUGCAGCUCACGCCAGGUCUGGCCGUACCUUCUCCUACCUGCUGUCCGAGCCCAGUUUAUUGGCCGGACCGGGCAAACCCUACAAUGACUGGGUGGGGGCCGACCAUAUGGAUGACCUGCAGUACGUGUUUGGAAAACCCUUCACCACACCUAAGGCUUAUGGGGACCGGCACAGAGACCUGUCUGGCUACAUUAUCGCCUACUGGACUAACUUCGCCAGAACUGGAAACCCUAACAAAGGAAACAUGCAGGUUCCUGUGAACUGGCCUGAGUUCACCAGCACUGGACACCAGUUCCUGGACAUCCAUGCUAAGAUGAAUGAGAGCUCUCUUGGACAGGAAAUGAGGCUACGUUUUGUUCGCCUUUGGACCAGCACCCUUCAAAACCUCCAAUCACGUGGUGUCACAGAUGCUCAGUGA